Alternaria novae-zelandiae is the source of this 801-nucleotide messenger RNA. RefSeq lists its product as uncharacterized. Gene Ontology annotation, molecular function: GPI mannosyltransferase activity; alpha-1,6-mannosyltransferase activity. Lineage: Eukaryota; Fungi; Ascomycota; Dothideomycetes; Pleosporales; Pleosporaceae. Gene Ontology annotation, cellular component: endoplasmic reticulum membrane; mannosyltransferase complex. Bases 1 to 801 code for a protein of 266 amino acids. Gene Ontology annotation, biological process: GPI anchor biosynthetic process. The transcript is spliced from 3 exons. The record is from RefSeq and is a predicted model, not a curated record.
AUGAACGCGAUUAAUCUCGGCGCGAAAGGACGUAACGCGCAGCUCGUCGCCAUAUUCUGCCUAUGGAAAGCGCUGCUCCUCUCGCUCGCUGCAUUCUGCCCAGGUCCCGGAUACGACACCUCUGGUCUCAUACUGCUCAACACGAGCGCCCGGCGUCAUGUUGAGCUGGAUGUCACCUCCCGCUAUGAGCGUUUUGUCCUCAAUCUGCUCCGCUGGGACGCAUUGUACUUUGUGAAAGCAGCUGAGCGGGGUCAUGUCCACGAGCAAGCGUGGGCCUUCAGCGGGGCGUAUUCGUAUCUCCUGAGACUAACCGGUCAAUUGAUGGCUGGCGAUGCGCAGGACCCUCUGCACUACUAUGCUCUGGCCGGAAUCAUCCUUUCCAACAUCUGCCACCUCCUCUCUGUGCUAGUGCUGUAUCGCCUAUUGACCUUGGUCCUGGAACCUCAACGGCGACAGAUCAUCCCAUUCAUCGCCGCUGUCUUGCAUAUCCUGACGCCAGCUUCUCUUUUUAUGAGUGCACCGUAUGCCGAAGCCAUGUUCUCAUUGCUCAAUUUCACAGGCAUGCUCCUCUAUGCUCAAUCUCAAACUGCGGCUGAGACUGGAACGUCAUGGGUUCGAGCGGACUUUCAAAAGAUUGGCUCUGGUGCUUUUUUCGCAGCAGCUACACUGAUGCGAAGCAACGGUCUACUCAGCGGCUUAAUUCUCCUAUACGAUGUCGCUAAGUACAUGCCCUCUCUGAUGUCUGCGCAGUUGCGUAUACCAGAUGAACGUAGGACUCUUCCGUUACUGGACCAUCUCUAA